CAUGGAUCUUGAAUACUCAACCUGGCAAUUGACGAGCAUCUACAAGAUUACUCUUUCUUGUGGCCGAGCAUCUACAAGGCUUAAGCAUUAAGUUAUGCAACUAGUUCACGCAUCUGGACUAUAAAUAGGACCCCAUUCAACCAUGUUUUCUCCACCAUUACUCACUAGCAACGCAACAUGGAUCUACUUCUGCCACUCAUCUCGCUUUUAUUGGUCGCUGGCGGAGGAGGCAGGUGGCUUGGGAGCUUCGUCGACGGGGCCACAACAGCGGUGGCAAACUUGGAGGAGGUACCAUCGGCGGCGUACUGGGAGGCAGUGCUUCCUGGAAUUCCAAUGCCUCCAGCUAUCAUCAACCUGCUGUUAGCCCAACAAAACGUGCACAACUCUCCAGAUGAUAUUAUUAUCAAUCCAAAUAACCUCAAGUCUGGCAAAGGACCACGGAAAAUUGGGCCAUACUAUGAAAAACUCAAGUUGGAACCUGCCCAUGAGGAUAAACAUGUUCAUAUUUCAUUACAAGUUGAAGAAGAAGCAGGCAAAAAAUUUGCAACACAUAGAACAGACAUGAAAGAAAAUCUAAAGGAAAUAUCAGUGUCAUAUGGGUUAGAAGGCAAAACAUACUCAAACAAAGUUCUCCCAAACUUAAAGAAGAUCUUUGCAGCAUAUAAACCAAGGAAACAAGAAAAUCUAAAGGAAAUAUCUAUAUCAUAUGGAUCAAAAGGUGGAAAGGAUGAACCAGAAGUCUCAAGGGCAUAUGGGUUAGAAGGUGAAAAGGAGUUGAAAGAAAUAUCUUUGUCUUAUGGGGUAGAAGGUGAGGGUGUCCUAAAGGAAAUCUCUGUGUCAUAUGGGAUAGAAGGCAGAAAGAGUCUAAUGGAAGCACCUGUUUCAUAUGGGAAAGAACAAGAAGGAAAGCUAAAGGAAAUCUCCGUGUCAUAUGGGUUGGACGAAGGCAAAGGUGAACACAAUAAAUUCUUCAAUCAAGAUGCAGAGGAUCCACAUAAAGCUACAAUGUCAUAUGGUUCUGAACAUGAAGAGGAUCCACAUAAAGCUACAAUGUCAUAUGGAUCUGAAAAUGAAGAGGAUCCACAUAAAGCUACAAUGUCAUAUGGAUCCGAACAUGAAGAGGAUCCACAUAAAGCUACAAUGUCAUAUGUAUUAGAACAUGAAGAGGAUCCACAUAAAGCUACAAUGUCAUACGGGUCAGAACAUGAAGAGGAUCCACAUAAAGCCACCAUGUUAUAUGAGUCAGGACAUGAAAUGGAUCUAAAGACAUUUUUAACAGGACAUGCGACACAUUUAAAAGGAGAUGGGAGUCACCAUGCUCACUCUCACAAGCACGGGAACAAAAAGCAGGCAGACGUUUUCUUCUUCCACGACAUGUUGCGGCCUGGUUCUAUGAUAAUUCCAACCAUCCCACUGACAACCUCCUUGCCGGCCCUUCUUCCCCACAAAGUUGCCAAAUCCAUCCCGUUCUCCACGGAGCGCCUCUCCGACAUCAUCGCGAUAUUUGCACCGGCGUCGCUCGCGAUGGCUAGAGAGAUACGAUGGACGCUGGACACAUGCGACCACCCGCGGACGCUUCCCGGCCAAAAAGCAGGUUGCGCCACCUCCCUUGAGUCCCUCACCGAGCUAGCAUCAUCCCUUCACGGGACGCACAACGUCCGUGCGUUCUCGGCCGCCAAUCUACCCAUUGAUGCCGCAGGCACGCCGGCGCUGCGCGGGAUGUACAACGUGACGGCCGUGCGGAAGCUCUCUGACUCACAGGAGAUCGUCACCUGCCAUGAUCUGACGUACCCAUACACGGUGUACUAUUGCCACACCGCCAACCCUACCGCCGCGUACACGGUCACCCUUGAGAGCGUGGAUGGUGCAACGGCGCCGGAAGUGAUGGAGGCUCUAGCCGUGUGCCACCUUGACACGUCGCGGUGGAGCCCGAAGAACCCGUUCUUUGAGAUGCACAACCUCAAGCCGGGGGAUGUGGCCGUGUGCCACUUCCUCACUAAGCUCAGCAUCAUCUGGGUGCGUGGUGGCGAGCAGGGAGACACACAUGCAGCAACCCGUUAGAAGAUGACGCACGUGCACCUGUGUGGUCUGUAUGUGUGAGCCGUGACACGUACAUCGGUACAUUAUAUGGGUGAAUCUUCGUAAAGUGCAUGAUGGUGUUAUGGAAUAAAUGGUGUGUGCGGAAGUCGUCGUAUGAACUUCAUGAUAUGUGAGUAAAAUGUGUGUGGUGUGUUGCAGUUGUUGUAAGAACAUCACCCAUCUAUUGUGUGUUAUAUUAUGUCUAAUAGCAAAAUGAGUAAUCUAUGAAAUGUCUUUCCGUACAGUA
Triticum aestivum (bread wheat) is the source of this 2326-nucleotide messenger RNA. Its product is annotated as BURP domain-containing protein 9. The coding region runs from base 178 to 2061 and encodes 627 amino acids. The transcript has 4 exons. The record is from RefSeq and is a predicted model, not a curated record. Lineage: Eukaryota; Viridiplantae; Streptophyta; Magnoliopsida; Poales; Poaceae.